Messenger RNA from Melospiza georgiana, 2555 nucleotides. It is a transcript of the gene CAPNS2, whose product is annotated as calpain small subunit 2. Bases 1416 to 2171 code for a protein of 251 amino acids. Gene Ontology annotation, molecular function: calcium ion binding. The transcript has a single exon. Lineage: Eukaryota; Metazoa; Chordata; Aves; Passeriformes; Passerellidae. The record is from RefSeq and is a predicted model, not a curated record.
UGUAAGCAAGGUAGGUGACUCCUACAGUUUUUUUUCAUAAGUUUCAGUGGAGAAAAUAUUCAUUAGUUUCUGCCUUGUGAGAUGGCAGCCAUCCCUCAGACCAAGCUGCUGCACCAGUAUCAGACAAUAAUCUUCAUGCUGGUAACAGCUGAAUAUUUUCUUUGGCCAACUGCAGAUUUUGAUCUUAUGUACAUUUUGAUAGCUUGGUUAGCUGUUGUAAUUAAUUAGAUAAUUUAAGGCAGAGUGAAGCUAACUGGAGUUUUCACUGGAGCACUGCAGUGUUCCUGCUGUGCUUGUGAAUGGUGCUGUUAGACUGUACAGGGACCCCUCUUGCUUCUCUCAUCAGUAAAGGGGGCUAUGUGUUAGCAUGAUCAUUUAGGCUUUACCCCUAGUCAGUGCUAAUCUCUCCAGUUUUCUUCUUCUCUCUGAGGAUGACAGAAAUGGCUGCCUUUCUCUCUAUACCAGAAGCAUCAGUGACUAGAGCAGAGAUAGAAUUAAUCUUACUUCUAGGCCUCCACUUGUGCUGCAGUGCACACAGCCUGUUGUCCUGCAGGUGCCUGUGGACUGGAGGUUUUCUGUUACCAUAAGAGCUUUCCCAGCUCACCAUCACUCUUCCUGAUCAGUUGGCCUUAGCAGUACACCUGUCCUUGGGAGGCCAUGGUAUAUGCUGAUUAAAACUGUUUCAGGAUUUUUGACAUAAAAAGUUUUUACGAGCUCUAAAAUAGGAAAGAGCCAAACAUAUUUCCUGAACUUCUGAAGUCCUUGAAGCUCUAGCAGAGCUAGGUACUCAUCCUUUUGUCAUUUCUGCCUCCCCAUCUGGACCAUUGGCUCCUGAGCUAUGUAGUCUAAGUCCUGAUGCACAGUAUCUAUAUCAGAAAUGUGCAGUGGCAACCAGAGUAAUUAAGGGCAAUCAUACUCCUUCCACUUUCUUUAUAUGGUGCAACAUCAAUGACUAGAACUAGUAGAGUAAUGCUCAAUUCACUAAAAUUUUGAGGGACUAAAAGAUUGUGAAAACAAAGAAGUGCAAGGCUGCAUUCGCCUUUAAGGAGAUCAGCACAACUGAGGAACAGUCAUGCUCAUCUAACAGGGCUGGUUUCAAAUUGCUUCAGGUAUGAGCAUAAGCAUUCUAAGACAUCUGCUUUGUGGGUUUCAACCUCAUUAUGUUUCUCUCUAAAAUGGUUCCUUCCUCAAAUCACAUAAACAUAACAAUGCAAAGAAGAAAAGAAAUAGGGGCGUAUCUGCACCUGACAGAAACCAGUGAGACGUAACUGGGAGCCAGAAACAUGCACAGACAUGGUGAAGUCUAAGCAUGCAGAUAAGCUGUGUUUUACCCACGCCCAAGUCAGACACAAAAGAGCUUCAGAGAGCUACAGAACACUGGAUCUCUGAGUAAGUCACUUCAGAAAAUCUUCACAAUGUUCCUUGCUAAAGCUUUGCUGAGUGGAGGAAGUGGAGGAAGUGGUAAGAGUCGUGGAGGAAACCUUGUACGUGGCCUUGGAGGGCUCCUGACAGGAGGUGGAGGUGCAGGGAAUAUUGGAGGACUUGUUGGAGGUCUCGUCAACCUUAUAAGUGAAGCGGCAGCUCAGUAUAACCCAGAGCCACCUCCACCUCCUCGCAAUCAUUUUACAAAUGUGGAAGCUCAGGAGAGUGAUGAGAUCAGACAAUUUCGUCGCCUGUUUGCCCAGCUGGCUGGAGAUGAUAUGGAAGUGUGUGCCACCGAGCUAAGGGACAUCCUGAACAAAGUCCUCUCCAGACACCAAGACCUGAAGGCGGAUGGCUUCAGCUUGGACACCUGCCGCAGCAUGGUCGCCGUCAUGGACAGCGACACGAGCGGCAAGCUGGGCUUUGAGGAGUUCAAGUACCUGUGGAACAACGUCAAGAAGUGGCAAGCAGUGUACAAGCAGUAUGACACUGAUCAGUCAGGCACCGUUGGGAGAGCCCAGCUGCCCAGCGCCUUGAGGGCUGCGGGGUUCCAGCUGAACGAGCAGCUGUGCCGGGUGAUCGUGCGCAGGUACGCCGCCGAGGAUGGCAGCAUGGACUUCAACAGCUUCAUCAGCUGCCUGGUGCGCCUGGACAGCAUGUUCAGGGCCUUCAAGUCCCUGGACCAGGAUGGAAGUGGCCAUGUCAGAGUGACCAUUGAAGACUGGCUGCAGCUGACCAUGUAUUCGUGAAGGCAAAGAAGAGGCUUUGUGUGGAAGAUCCACCUGGAGGGCUGCACUCCUCUGCUACACUGCUGUGGGCUUCGCCUUUAGUCUUUCUAGGGCAGAUGUAGCAGUAGAUGGCUUAGCUUCAAGUGUAGUGAUUCCUCUAGUGCGUGCACUGGUCUGCUUUUCUGAGGGGUUUCUGUAGGUUGUUUGGGCAGUUGCAAAAGUUAAGAAAAUUCUAAACUCUAAGGUUAGGGAAUAUAUUAGAAAGAUCAAAGCUUAUUUACUGUUUCAUGUAAAGUGGCUUGUACACUAGUAUAACUAUUACAUAAAAAAGCUCCCAAGUUUGGUGUUGAUGUUGCUGUUCUGGUUUGUCAGCAGUCACUAAGCUGGAAUAAAUGCUGUUUGCCU